This is a messenger RNA of Lactuca virosa, 2100 nucleotides long. Lineage: Eukaryota; Viridiplantae; Streptophyta; Magnoliopsida; Asterales; Asteraceae. The record is from the annotation of a GenBank genome assembly.
GAAGUCUUAGCAUAGGGAAGUCCGUCAUUUUCAUCAUAUACUUUGCAGACUGCAGUCAUCCACCCCCCACACUCACCAGUCACAACAACCUCAAUUUCAGUGAGAUCAUCUCCUUGGAUUCCAUUUCCCUCUCAUACACCUGCAAAUCAAAGCAACCAAGCGCAUCAAUGGCGGCAUUUGAGCUCACCAAAUCCAAACAACAAGUCUCCACCAUGUUAAAACAAGGCUUCAUCUCUGACUUCUUCCUUUCCCCUCCACCAUCUUCUUUCUCCUCUUCUCCCUCCAACCCCACCCAACCCAUCCAAAGCCCGAUCCGAUCCGCCCCCAGCCCCACCCUCUUCGAGAUGAUGACUGAAGAACAGACCCGAGACUCCAGCAGACCCUCCACACACCUACAAUCCUUCGACACUGCUAGAAUGCGGAUCGAAGAACGGGUCUCUAGGGUUUUAUCUGGAGCCCCGUUUAGAAACCCUAGUGAUUGGGGGUUAGGGUUUGGAGAUGUGAAGCUUACAGUCACGGCUCGUGAUGGUUUCAGUGUGUCCAUGGAUGUACACCGGGAGGUGUUGGCCAGUCGUAGCCAGUUCUUUAAGGAGAAAUUGGGCCGGAGGAGUGGCUCCCACCAUUCUGUGGAGAUUUGCGAGUGUGAUGAUGUUGAAGUAUAUCUGGAAACCCUAGUUCUGAUGUAUUGUGAUGAUCCAAAAAAGAAGAUGAUGGGCGAGGGUGUUUCUAAGAUCUUGGGCUUACUCAAGGUAUGUGAUUCAUUGAAAUUUAACGAUGGGAUAUCAUCAUGUUUAGAGUAUUUAGAAGCUGUUCCUUGGUCAGAAGAAGAAGAAGAAAGAGUGAUCUCAAACCUUCAAGACCUCAAUCUCCAUAACGAUCAUGAUGUUCUACAAAGAGUCGCAUUGGAGCCAUCAACAUCUUCAAGAAUCGAUGACAUUUUCUUGAGAUUACUCGCUGGAGUUCUACAAGCAAAAGACGAAAAAGCCCGUAAAGAGAUGAAAACCCUAAUUUCCCGAUUACUCAAAGAAGACAACAACUCCACAUACAACAGACUCGACAUCUCUAAAGAAACCCUUUACACCAUUUGUCACAAAUGUCUUACCUCUCUUUUUCAUUGCUUAUCUGAAGCAACUUCUUGUGAAGAAAACAGAGGAAUGAUGAGUGAAAUAGCUCGAGAAGCCGAUAAUCUUGAAUGGGUAGUUGAAAUCUUAAUUGAAAAAAGAAUCGGUGAAGAAUUUGUGAAGCUAUGGUCAGAUCAAAACGAACUUGGUGUUCUUCAUUCUAAAGUUCCAGUAAUGUACAGACAUAAAAUUAGUAGGAUAACUGCUCAACUAUGUAUUGCAAUUGGUAGGGGGAACAUUUUGGUACCAAAAGAGACACGUGUGUCUCUUCUUUCAACAUGGUUGGAAGCAUUAUAUGAUGAUUUUGGGUGGAUGAAAAGGAGUUCAAGAUCAGUUGACAGGAGAUUAAUUGAAGAUGGGAUUAGUCAGAUCAUUCUUACUCUGCCAUUGUUGCAACAACAAGCUUUCUUGAUGAGUUGGUUUGAUCGGUUUCUUGAAAAAGGUGAUGAUUGUCCAAAUAUACAGCGGGCGUUUGAGAUUUGGUGGAGGAGGGCGUUUGUUAGGCAGCCUGUGGUUGAGCCCCAGUUGCAGAUAACUGUUUGUGAUUACCCUAGCUGAGUUUGUGGUCAAUUUGGAAGGUUUAUUAAGUGAUAUGUACAUAUGAAGAUGUUUCUUAUAUGUAAUUGUGUUAUUUGGUUUGGUUGAUUUUGGUUAAGAUUUGUUCAAGAGAUCAUAAAGAAGAAGAACAAGAAGAAGAAGAUGAUGGUGUACCUUAAAGACAUUUUAGUGAACAGUUGGUCUGCAAUGGGAUAAGUUAAAGCCCCAUAUGUUUAUCAUAAAAUUGUUGUACAAGAAACUAAGUGAAGCCUUGAUGUUAAUCAUGAGCCGUUUUUUGAGAUGGUGUCGGUAAAAAUUAGAGCAUUUAGAUUUUUAGGAAGAAUUGAGGUGAAUUGUUGUUCAUUGUGGUUAUCACAAGUAAUUGAUUAUAUUGUCGUUUAGGGGCAUUCUGGGUAUUUUAUGAAUAUCAAGAAUAAUUUUC